GACAGUCUCUCAUCAAGGAGCCCUGUCUCAGCAUAUGAGUAUCAAUACCGUGGAGAGGCCCUAUGGAUGUCAUGAAUGUGGAAAAACUUUCAGUCGGCGCUUUUCCCUUGUGUUACACCAGAGAACUCAUACUGGAGAGAAACCAUACGUAUGUAAGGAAUGUGGCAAAACCUUUAGCCAGAUCUCAAACCUUGUGAAACAUCAGAUGAUACAUACUGGAAAGAAACCCCAUGAGUGUAAGGACUGUAAUAAAACAUUCAGUUACCUCUCAUUCCUUAUUGAACACCAGAGAACACAUACUGGGGAGAAACCUUAUGAAUGUACUGAAUGUGGAAAGGCCUUUAGCCGUGCCUCAAACCUCACGCGACAUCAGAGAAUUCACAUAGGAAAGAAACAGUAUAUUUGUAGGAAAUGUGGGAAAGCCUUUAGCAGUGGCUCAGAACUUAUUCGUCACCAGAUUACACAUACUGGAGAGAAACCUUAUGAAUGCAUUGAAUGUGGGAAGGCAUUUCGCCGUUCUUCACACCUUACUCGGCAUCAGAGCAUCCAUACUACCAAAACCCCCUACGAAUGUAAUGAAUGUAGGAAAGCCUUCCGUUGCCACUCAUUCCUCAUUAAACACCAGAGAAUUCAUGCUGGAGAAAAGCUCUAUGAGUGUGAUGAAUGUGGUAAGGUUUUCACAUGGCAUGCAUCCCUUAUGCAACAUAUGAAAAUUCAUACUGGAGAAAAGCCCUAUGCAUGUACUGAAUGUGAUAAAACCUUUAGUCGGAGCUUUUCCCUCAUUCUACAUCAGAUAACUCACACUGGGGAGAAACCCUAUGUAUGUAAGGUAUGCAAUAAGUCCUUCAGCUGGAGCUCAAACCUUGCCAAACAUCAGAGAACACACACCCUAGAGAACCCCUAUGAAUAUGAAAAUUCGUUUAGUUAUCACUCAUUCCUUACUGAGCACAAAGGAAUUCGCACCACAGAGAAAACCUAACAACAUAUGGAUAAAAAAACAAAACAAAACAGUUAAUGCCUUACUUUGGACUCCUGGAAAGAAGCCUUAAGUGAGUAUGUUGAAUGUGAAGAAGGUGGGUCAUACUUGAUUCAAUAUCCGGAAAAUAAUAACCCAGGAAUAUGAUGGGAAGCCAUUAGUAGCUGCACAUUCUUUUUGUUACAUCAGAAGAUGAAAUCAGUGCUGAGAAGACUUCAUCCGGUAGGGUUCUCUCACUUGACGUUUGUAAAUUCCCACCAGGGAAGGACACGCGGCCGAUAAAUGUGAGAAAGCUUUUAUUUAGAAAUUGGCCCCAAUUCUGCAUCUGUCAGCUCAAACAGGACAGAGUGUGUGGGCAAGAGUGCACUUUUUCGUGGACAUCAGAAAAUUCCUAAUGAAACAAAGUCAUGCAACUGCAGUGAUUUGGCAAUGUCCUUGUGUACCAUGCAAUAUUUAUUAAGUUUGAAAAUACUCUUCUAAAGAGAAAAAGCAAUUUAUAAAUGAACUGAAUAGAGGGUUUUCUGCUUUA
Molecule: messenger RNA, 1505 nt
Organism: Zalophus californianus (California sea lion)
Lineage: Eukaryota; Metazoa; Chordata; Mammalia; Carnivora; Otariidae
Product: zinc finger protein 140
Exons: 1
Coding region: 35-979 (314 amino acids)
Biological process (GO): regulation of transcription by RNA polymerase II
Molecular function (GO): RNA polymerase II cis-regulatory region sequence-specific DNA binding; DNA-binding transcription factor activity, RNA polymerase II-specific
Source: RefSeq, a predicted model, not a curated record